This is a messenger RNA of Dalotia coriaria, 600 nucleotides long. RefSeq lists its product as uncharacterized. The coding region runs from base 1 to 600 and encodes 199 amino acids. The transcript is spliced from 2 exons. The record is from RefSeq and is a predicted model, not a curated record. NCBI's taxonomy places the organism in Eukaryota, Metazoa, Arthropoda, Insecta, Coleoptera, Staphylinidae.
AUGACUAGACUCGUCCUGGCGCUCGUUACGCUUGUGUGCGUUGUCCUUUGUGAAUUCCCCAGCACGGAUAAUAGACUCAGGAGCAAGCGGAGUCUGGUUUAUCCUAGUCCUGUAUCUAAAGUUCAAGCUAUUAUGGGUGCUGGUUUUCCAGUUGAUCUGCAAGAUGAAUCCGUCGUUGUAGGUGUAGUAAUAAAAGCAUUAUACUUGUUGCCUCGAAACUCUAACGAUUACACCAAUCCGAAUAUUUAUUACGCAAGAAACCGCCAAAGACGCUCCGCGGAGCUGAGCACAAGCCGUUGGGAUGUUUAUAAAAUCCUCGAACAAUACGCGCAGGUUUAUGGCUUCGGCGGUAAAGAAUGCCUCCUGCGUACCAUAUGCGAAUUAGCCGACGUGCCCAUCGAUAAAUCACGUGGCAUAAUGGACGAGAUUCUGCACGUCCUCUUCCGGCCAACGACAACCCGUGAAACACCCAGCGAAAACUCCGACAACGAUUAUUAUGCGGCGCAAAUGCUCGGUGCCAAAGCACUGCCAGGACAAUGUGCCAAAUAUUAUCGUGAUUGUACCAAAAGUUAUGUUGAUUUAUUCACCGUCACAAAAUAA